Molecule: messenger RNA, 2058 nt
Organism: Talaromyces rugulosus
Lineage: Eukaryota; Fungi; Ascomycota; Eurotiomycetes; Eurotiales; Trichocomaceae
Exons: 3
Coding region: 1-2058 (685 amino acids)
Biological process (GO): proteolysis
Molecular function (GO): serine-type endopeptidase activity; tripeptidyl-peptidase activity
Source: RefSeq, a predicted model, not a curated record
AUGCUGUGGAAGACUAUUCUCCAAUUUAAUCUCCUGUCAGGAGCACUAUCCACCUCGACAAGCAAUGUGCUUCACGAGAAGCGGUACGUUCCUCGUGUGGCAGAAGGACGGCGUGUCCAUGGCGAUUCCAUAAUCCCAGUGCGCAUCGGUUUCAAGCAACAGAAUAUCUAUACUGGCUAUGACCGUUUGAUGGACAUUUCGCACCCUUCCUCCCCAAAUUACGGCAAGCAUCUGACAAAGGAGGACGUGCAUUCUUUCUUUGCGCCUACCGAUGAGACGGUGGAUACGGUCAAGAACUGGCUACUGGGCUCUGGCAUUGUCAGCGAGAAUGAUAUUGUCCAGUACGAGAACAAGGGUUGGAUGGCAGUCGACAUGCCUGCUAAAAAUGCUGAAAGCCUGUUGGGUACCGAGUUCUACGAGUUUGAUGGUGUCAAUGGUGAUAUUCGCAUUGGAUGUGAUGAGUACUAUCUUCCAGAGCAUGUCUCAUCUCAUGUUGAUUACAUCAAGCCUGGUGUGAAGCUCUCUGCGCCAUUGAAGAAAGUGCAAUCAAUUGAGAAACGUGGAAAGACUUCUACCAUCCCUCGUCGUCCACCGCAUAUUAUGCCAACGGAGAAGCCGAUUUGGAGGCCGCCACCUGCAGCUCAGGGAUUGCAUCCGGAUCUUCAAGGCUGCAGUGUCAAUAUCACUCCAGCUUGUAUCAAAGAGCUGUACGGGAUACCCUUGGCAACCCAUAUUCAGCCAGAGAAUGCCAUGGGUUUGUUUGAGUCUUACGAUGCCUUCUCGCAAGAGGAUGUCUCUCUAUUCCUCCAAGACUUUGCGCCUAAUGUUCCCGUCGACACAAAACCAACUGUCAUCUCCGUAGACGGCGGCCACGCACCUGUAUCUCCUUCGAGCGAGCGCAACAUGGGAGAAUCCGACAUUGAUCUGGACCUUGCCAUAUCCUUAAUCUAUCCACAGUCAGUGACUGUCUACCAAGUCGAUGACCUGCCGAAUUCGUCUGGGGGAACUAACGUUACUGGCUUUCUCAAUACGUUCUUGGAUAGUAUCGAUGGUAGUUAUUGCAACUACUCGGCCUAUGGAAUCACAGGUGACAGCCCGGGCAUUGAUGCUUCGUAUCCAGACUCCUUGUCCGAUGGGUAUCAAGGAAAACGGCAAUGCGGAACAUAUAACCUCACUCGCGUUGUGUCUAUCUCUUACGGAGAAGCAGAGAUUGGUCUUCCCAAGGCAUAUGUCGAGCGACAAUGCACUGAGAUACUGAAACUCGGCCUUCAGGGACAUACGAUCCUCACUGCUAGUGGCGACUAUGGAGUGGCAUCUUUCCCCGGUAGUAAUGGUGAUGAAUAUGGUUGUAUGAAGACUACCGACAACAUGUCAGGAACAAUCUACAACCCCGAUUAUCCCGCCGGUUGCCCUUAUAUCACGGUCGUUGGCGGGACCAGGUUGUACCCCAAUGACACCGUCCACAGCACCGAGUCUGCGAUGCAGGUGAACCUGACUGCCUAUUACCAGACAACUUACCCCGGCCUUACUAGCAGUCCUUAUGAUUUCUUUGCCACUGGCGGCGGGUUUUCCAAUUACUUCAAACCAGCUGAUUUCCAGGCUGAGGCUGUUGCCUCCUACCUGAAACAAAAGGACUUGCCUUUUCAGAAGCUCCCUUACUACAAAGCCAACGAACAGGCCACAAACAUUGGUGAAAAUGGCGCCGCCUACAACCGAGCCGGCCGCGGCUAUCCUGACGUCUCGGCCAACAGCGCAUUUCUACUUGCCUAUGUGAAUCGCACGCUAGGACCGGACUUUGGCACUUCAUUGGCAUCGCCGAUUUUUGGAGCGGUUAUCACGCUGAUUAAUGAAGAGCGCACUGCUGUUGGGAAAGGGCCGGUGGGGUUUAUUAAUCCUGCGUUGUAUGCCAAUCCGUCUGUUUUGAACGAUAUCACGAAUGGGUCGAAUCCUAAUUGUGGCUCCCAGGGCUUCCAGGCAUCUCGGGGAUGGGACCCUGUCACUGGGCUUGGAACGCCGAAUUACCCUCGUAUGCUGGGCUAUUUUUUGAGUUUGCCGUAG